Pectinophora gossypiella (pink bollworm) is the source of this 2693-nucleotide messenger RNA. RefSeq names its product galectin-4-like. Gene Ontology annotation, molecular function: carbohydrate binding. The transcript is spliced from 7 exons. Lineage: Eukaryota; Metazoa; Arthropoda; Insecta; Lepidoptera; Gelechiidae. Bases 249 to 1349 code for a protein of 366 amino acids. The record is from RefSeq and is a predicted model, not a curated record.
CAAAUGUCAGUGUCCCCUUCACAUUACAUCUGCAGUGCAGUGUUUCGUUUUCGUGCAAUUUUUUUUCGCAACAGUCGACAAUAUCUAUUAGGUACUUCUAUAUCUGAGUGUACAAACAGUUCAUAUACCCCUACAGCUACAGACAUGAGUUGAUAAUGGUUUAUCGCACCUGAUGCAAAAACAUACGUCGUUGUUUAAUACAGCGAAUCAAUAGAAGUUAUGUUUUAAUUGAAUUAAACAGUGAGGGAAUGCCGGUGAAUGGAUCAUGUGUCAGUUGUUUGAAGAUGGAAUACGGUGUGGAAGAGGGCAUCCCGAGAGAAUUCCUCGAAUACGACUUCGUAGCUCAAGAUGCUCUGGAGUUUGAGCUUCAACUGGCAGAGGCACGAGACGUGAAGUUUACACAGCCGCUUUUGGAGCCUCUGUCUAUUGGGUCACAUAUUGUUUGUACCGGCACUCCCUGUGAAGACAUACCAUGGUUUGCGAUAAACAUAGGAUUUGGAGACGACAACGCUCCUACAGAUAUCGCAGUUCACUUCAACGUACGCAUGCCGCAGUGUUACGUCGUGCGGAACACGAAACGACAAAACAAAUGGGGGCACGAGGAAACUACUGCGUUUAGGUUAUUCCCAUUCAAACUAGGCCGUCUAUUUACGAUAGAGGUCCUAGUAGAUGAGAAGGAAACUCUUUGGGCAGUAGAUGGGGAGCACUACUGUUCCUUCGAGCACAGAAAUCCCUCACCACUUAACGCCACGUGGGUGCAGGUUUCCGGCGUCCGAGACGCCACGCUGACUAUAAAGAAGACUGAUAUAUACCCCACUUUAGCGCCUGCGUUAGUUGAGGUGCCUCUAAGGUCCGCAUUAGACGCUCCAGCGGAGAAUGAACCCAGCUGGCGACCGAAUGUCAUCGCCACCAUAUCUAAAGGAAUACCUGAAGGACAUCAAAUUGUUGUACAUGGAAGACUCCGUCCAAUGCUGCACUCGUUCGUGAUAGACCUAAUGGACAGCGCGCGCGAGUGGCCGCUUCCGAAUGUCCUCGCUCACGUGAACGUGCGUGCCUACGACGAGUCGCAGCGAGACAGGCAGCUGGUCGUGCUGAACGCGUGGUUCGGGGGCUGGGGGCUAGAACGCCGACAGAGAACAGCUAGACUCGUGCCUGGUACUAAUGCGACCUUCAGAAUCGUCCGCGGUGGCGGCGAGUGGGCGGUGUACGCGGACGACAUGCUCAUAGGCGAGUUGGAGCACCGCGCCGCGCCCGAGGGUGUCAAGGCGGUGCGGAUACGAGGCGACCUCUACCCUGACACAGUGUACCUCUGUCCAGCUACCUCCUCACCUGUCAAAGAAGACUGCUAGUCUACCAGUGGCGUCUUAAUACCGCGGUUUUCAAACAAUAGGCGCAGUGAAUGUUGUCACACGUACGGCCAUUGGUCGAAGCCCCGCAAUUACUUAGCACUGCAAAUAGUCGAUAUAAAAACCACAGGUUAAAAAUAAGCUUACAGCGCCCCCAUAUAAUAUGACCCUAACGGAUUUUUAAUGGGUAAAAGCCUGUUGGGUUUUUAUAUUCCUGUUCAAACUUUAAAAAGAGAAAACUGGAAAAAUACCUAUCGUCUUCCUUCCAACUUCUUGUGUUCAGUAAAAUCGGAUGUUAUCUCCUUUAUUCUAACAGCUAGCUAAUAGGUGACAUUUAACUGCUCAUCAUCAUGGAGAUUUCAUUCUAAAAACAUAACUAAAAACGAAGAAUUUGAUAGUGUUUUUUUUUUCUACCAAGAUCUGUUGUCUAUUACUUCUAAUUUCAUUAGACUAUUCUGUAACAUUGUACUUAGUCAUGACUUAAUCCUGAUGUCCUAGAAAUAAGCAGACUGGUAAAAAAGUGUAGAUAUUGAUUUGAGCUUGAGAAUAUACAUUUUUGUAACACUGUUAGUAAAUAUAUCAGUGUUGCCAAUGGAAGAACUCACAUUUUACUCUUUUUUGCCUCUAUGCAUAACAAUUUGAUGUGCUUGUGAUAUUUGUAUUUGAAUCUACCAAAUGAUCUAUUUGAUAAAAUGUAAUAUGUUAUUUUUUUAUAAAAGUAAACUUUGAUUGACAAUAAUGGUAACAUAUAUUACGCGAGUUACUUGUUGAUUCCCAUUUUAAAAACGGGAUAACGUGUUACUGAAAAUCAAACUUUAACGCAUGGCCUUUGGUGUUGGUUCAUAUAACGCAAUGCGUGCUCAUGCUACGAGGGUUGUUGAGAAGUAGUUACUUGUUUCAUUUUCUAGAGGUAAAAAUACGGAAUGCUGGACAUCUUAGGAUAGGAAUUUUCUCUAGCGCUAUUGCGUAAAUUAAGUUAAUUAAUUUUAUUUUUGCACAUUUUUCUAAUAAAAAGUUUCAAACAAAGUUUUCUAGGCUAAUUUAUCUCUAUUUUUAAUAUACAAACACUACAUUUUAUUUUUAUAUUUAAGUGUAAAUGAAUGAUUUUGUUAUGUACCUAUCCUACAUUAUUAUUGUAAAGUAUAAAAUAUUAUAGGUAUAUUGUUCGCUUGUUUUGAAACUGAUAACAUGACUUCUAACUCGACUAUAGUUUUCUUUAUUAGGUAUUCGCAAAAUAAUAAACGGCCUAGGUUAUGUUAUUACAAUUAUAAUCAUUGUGAAUAUUUGCUAUAACUAAUUCUCACCAAUUCACAGCGUUCAAAAAUAUAUGUAUAGUUGUUAAUAUAA